GCUUCAACCCAUGUUUGACAAGAUUCGGUUUAUCCAUUUCGCGAACAUCAUCGCAUGACAUCCUUGGAUAUGCCCAGCAUGGCUUUGUCUCUCUCCUCUCUGCUUCUCCCACUUGGUUCUACUUGUUGUAAAAGUCCAUCUUUUACUCCUCCUGAAAGCAUUUUGGUUGACAAAUUUCGAAGUUUAGUUGUUAAAGUGAAGUCCUCGGAGACAAGGGAAUCCAUUGCUAUGUUUAAUUCCAAUUCACGUAGGGACUUUCUUGGGUUAGCUUUAGGGGUCUCAGGACUCUUCAUCCAUUCAUUGGAUGCCAAUGGAGCUGGUUUGCCACCGGAGGAAAAGCCAAAACUAUGUGAUGACACUUGUGAGAAAGAGCUUGAAAAUGUGCCUAUGGUAACAACAGAAUCAGGAUUGCAAUACAAGGAUAUUGAAGUUGGGCGAGGCCCUAGUCCACCAGUUGGAUUUCAGGUGGCAGCUAAUUAUGUUGCCAUGGUUUCAUCGGGACAAAUAUUCGAUAGUUCACUGGAGAAAGGUCAGCCUUACAUUUUUCGCGUUGGUUCUGGUCAGGUGAUAAAGGGACUUGAUGAAGGUAUUUUGAGCAUGAAAGUAGGAGGGAAGCGUCGACUGUACAUACCUGGAUCACUGGCAUUCCCAAAAGGCCUUACAUCUGCUCCUGGAAGACCAAGGGUGGCUCCAAACAGUCCAGUCAUAUUUGAUGUUAGUCUGGUAUAUAUACCGGGGCUUGAAGUGGAUGAGGAAUAAAAUAAGGUUGUCCACUCAAUCUUGAUUGUACACAAUCUUGAUUUUUAUUUAUAAAUAUAUCUAUUCUAUACAAUCGUUAAUUCU
Messenger RNA from Abrus precatorius (Indian licorice), 843 nucleotides. Its product is annotated as peptidyl-prolyl cis-trans isomerase FKBP16-3, chloroplastic. The transcript is spliced from 7 exons. Lineage: Eukaryota; Viridiplantae; Streptophyta; Magnoliopsida; Fabales; Fabaceae. The coding region runs from base 55 to 759 and encodes 234 amino acids. The record is from RefSeq and is a predicted model, not a curated record. Gene Ontology annotation, molecular function: peptidyl-prolyl cis-trans isomerase activity.